AUGGAAUUGAAGCCAAACCUCCUCUUCUCGUUCUUCUUCUCCAUUUUCCUAAUCGCGACAACAUGCGCAUCGGUUUCGGGGAUACUCGUCCACACCUUCAACCAGCUGGGGAACGGCAAGGUCCUGAACGUGCACUGCACCUUGGACCUGUCAACAGACAUGGGAGCCCACGACAUCCCAGACAGCGGCUCCUAUGAGUGGAGCUUCAGUCAAGAGGGAGAGAACGGCAGUCUGCUCGAGUGUGACGCGAGCACGAAGGGGGCGGCCAACGUGCUCCAUUUCGCCGGGUAUCUCAAGAGCAGGGACGCGUGUACGUCUAACUGCGACUGGCGGUUCACAGACAAGGGGGUGUUCCGAUUAGUUGAUGGGCAGUGGAGGUUUCAUUUCUCGUGGCCAUAG
Molecule: messenger RNA, 399 nt
Organism: Punica granatum (pomegranate)
Lineage: Eukaryota; Viridiplantae; Streptophyta; Magnoliopsida; Myrtales; Lythraceae
Source: RefSeq, a predicted model, not a curated record